AUGAUCAAACUCAAUCCUUACCCUCGUACCUUUCGCCGAGUGCUGGUCCGCAACCGCCUCCUCCGAUCCCUAUUUAUCAUCUUCGCCCUCUGGAAUCUAAUCGAGCUCCAUCUCAUUCUCCGCAGCAUCUCCGAGACCGACCAUGACCACAGCUAUCGCGAGAAACCCCGCCAAAAAGAACGAAUCUACAUCGCCAGCAUCAACUGGAACAAUGAACACAUCAUGCGCAGCCAUUGGAGCCAGACAUUGAUCGAUCUUGCCUGGAAGCUCGGUCCUGACAACAUCUACAUCAGCAUUUAUGAGAGCGGCAGCUAUGAUAAUACCAAGGGUGCCUUGGUAGAACUGGAUCAGGAAUUGGCUCGCAUGCAGAUCCCCCGCAACAUCACUUUAUCGCCCGUCACACAUCAAGAUGAGAUCGCUGCCCCACCGGGAGAUCAUGGUUGGAUUGCCACACCCUCGGGGAACAAAGAGCUGCGACGAAUCCCCUAUCUAUCCCAUAUUCGGAAUCUGAGCUUGAAGCCUCUCCAGGAACUUGCAGCGCAGGGAAUCACUUUCGACAAGGUUCUCUUCCUCAACGAUGUCAUUUUCACCCCAAACGACGUGUUCGAGUUACUCAGCACAAACGAUGGAAACUACGCCGCAGCUUGCUCACUCGAUUUCUCCAAACCACCCAAAUACUACGAUACCUUUGCUCUCCGCGACGCGAGUGGCCAUGAAGCUGUCAUGUCAACUUGGCCAUUCUUCCAAGAUCCGGUGUCUCGCUACGCCAUGAAAAACAUGUCCCCAGUUCCAGUGACGAGCUGCUGGAAUGGCAUCGGUAAGUCAAGUCAAGUCUUGCCUUCUCAUCCCAUUUAA
Molecule: messenger RNA, 855 nt
Organism: Penicillium waksmanii
Lineage: Eukaryota; Fungi; Ascomycota; Eurotiomycetes; Eurotiales; Aspergillaceae
Product: glycosyltransferase family 69 protein
Exons: 2
Coding region: 1-855 (284 amino acids)
Source: RefSeq, a predicted model, not a curated record